AUGGCGAGACCACGGAAUCGAAAGCGACAGCAAAUACCUGAGCUCUCGCAAAGUAAUCCCCCCCCAAAGAAAGCCAAGCUUAAAAGAGAAGGCAACUUCUCGCCAGUAUUCUGGGAUAACCUCUCAAAAAUCUGGCUUACGCCGUGUGCCCUAAGAGAGCUUAACCGUCGAAAUAGCGCAUAUACUCUGCCGAUAUUACCUGAGGUGUAUCCUACAGAUCUCGCCGGAUUCGCGAGACACGGCGGUCCAGAUCUUUGUCACCUGCGAGGCUAUUCUGAGCCGAAGAAAGACAUACGCUCUUAUCUCUCCUCUACGUCUCGAAGUCGACAGACAAACUCGACGGCGGCGACAUCAGUCACCUCAAAUACCCCAAACGAGAGCAAUAUACAAUUCACCAACCUCAUAUCACUUACGGAUGAAUCUACAGUUAAAGCGGUGCCAGACUAUUUUGAUGGAGCCAAAGCCAGUGACCUUCAUAGUGUGGUGAGGCGUGAGCUCAACGAGCUUGUCAUUCCCACCAAACAUGCAAAUGUUCCAAUAGUACCCAACUUUUUCUUGGAAGCCAAAGGCCCAAGUGGAAGUGUUUCCGUCGCCGAAAAGCAGGCAUGCUACGAUGGAGCACACGGGGCACGAGCCAUGCACGCCUUGCAAAACUAUAAGCUGGCUGAGCCGACCUACGACGGAAAUGCCUACACGUACAGCUCAAUCUACCACGAUGGCACAUUAAAACUGUAUGCACAUCACGUCACUGCACCUACCAUGGCGGAAGAACGGCCUGAGUACCACAUGACUCAGAUCGAUGGAUGGCAAAUGACGGGCAGUAUUGACACCUUUCGGCGUGGAGCGACUGCAUUUAGGAACGCUAGAGACUCAGCAAAACGACACCGAGAUAGCUUCAUUCAGGCUGCCAAUGCCAGAACUGGAAGAGCGCUGGUAGUCAUUCUGGAAGAUCCUGUCGAGCAACACGAAGAGACCUCGGACCACCCCGAGAUGCCCGAGAUGCAAAGACCCGAGGAUCGUUCGGCGCACACUGGCCGGAAGGAUGCGGACCAGACGCUCCAGCAACAAAUCGCCGAGGAUAGACAGCAUGCCUUGCAAGAUGAUACCGGGGCGGUGGCUUUGGCGCCCCAGUACUUAUACACAGAGGGUGAUUCACCAAAUCGGAGUCAGGAAUUAGGGGUCUUGGCCUGUGACGACCCGUCAACGAGCUUUACAUCUAGCUUGACUACUUUUACCACAGACCCCGUACAACCCAAGCGUUCAAGAGAUCCUGUCAGUCCACCGUCUGACUCCAAGAGAAUCCACUCAUCCAAGGACCGAACAAGGCCAAGCGCAGCGCCCCGAACUACGCGACCUCGUCGGGCUGCAGUAUUGGCACAGACAAACGCGGGCAAUUCUGGUUGA
Metarhizium robertsii ARSEF 23 is the source of this 1404-nucleotide messenger RNA. RefSeq lists its product as uncharacterized. The record is from RefSeq and is a predicted model, not a curated record. Lineage: Eukaryota; Fungi; Ascomycota; Sordariomycetes; Hypocreales; Clavicipitaceae. The transcript is spliced from 2 exons. Bases 1 to 1404 code for a protein of 467 amino acids.